Messenger RNA from Pelobates cultripes (western spadefoot toad), 172 nucleotides. Lineage: Eukaryota; Metazoa; Chordata; Amphibia; Anura; Pelobatidae. The record is from the annotation of a GenBank genome assembly.
GCGACCGUGGCGAAUCAGCAACGUGGGAAAGGAGAUCCGGCCCCCGGGUGCUUGUCUCGAGCUCCCCUGCGACCGGAAAAAACACACACACGGGACCGCCGAAGAUGAACUCUGCGGCCCCGGAGCUUGGGAUCGAAGGAGGCAGAUGCAGUCAGCCUCCUGAAGCCCCCGA